This is a messenger RNA of Astyanax mexicanus (Mexican tetra), 2610 nucleotides long. It is a transcript of the gene igf2a, whose product is annotated as insulin-like growth factor 2a. The transcript is spliced from 4 exons. Gene Ontology annotation, molecular function: hormone activity; growth factor activity. The record is from RefSeq and is a predicted model, not a curated record. Gene Ontology annotation, cellular component: extracellular region. Bases 310 to 951 code for a protein of 213 amino acids. NCBI's taxonomy places the organism in Eukaryota, Metazoa, Chordata, Actinopteri, Characiformes, Acestrorhamphidae.
CCUCUCCACUCCCAGUCCCCCCCGACUGUCCUCUGAACUGUGAGACAGCCUCCAACCAGCAACAUCACCAACCACCAACCACCACCAACCACCACCAACCACCGGCAGCUCCACCGGCAGCUCCACCAGCAGCUCCACCCGCCACCGGCAGCUCAGUGCAGCCCUCAGCCACAUGCAGCAGUGCAGGACCAGCCUGUAGGAGCUUUCAGCAGUCCUACACACACUCUUACUCACUCUUACACUCUCACACACACUCUCACACACACUCUUACACACACUCUUACACACACUGUUCAUGAUCUCACUGCAAUGGAGGAGCAGCAGGCAGGAGCUCAGCACUCAGCAGCAGCAGCAGCAGGACUCUGCAGGACGUGCAGGAGGAGCAACAAGCAGAAAACUACGAUGUCUUCGUCGGGUGGCGUUUGGCUCUUGGCGGUAGCGGUGGCGCUGUGCUCGUCUCGAGCCUCGGCGGAGACGCUGUGUGGAGGAGAACUGGUGGACACCCUGCAGUUCGUGUGUGAAGACAGAGGCUUUUAUUUCAGUCGUCCGUACAGGUCGAACAGCCGGCGCUCUCACAGAGGAAUAGUGGAGGAGUGCUGUUUUCGGAGUUGUGAUCUCAGCCUGCUGGAGCAGUACUGCGCAAAACCCGCCAAGUCCGAGCGAGACGUCUCCGGGACGUCACUGCAGGUCAUUCCUGUCUUACAAACUCUUCACAAGGACGGCACAAAAAAGCCCAUUAAUGUGAAGUUCACCAAAUACGAGGUGUGGCAGCAGAAAGCCCAGAGGCUGAGGCGAGGCGUCCCCAACAUCCUUCGCGCCCGAAACUUCAGGAGGGAAGCAGAAAAGGCCCAAGCCCAGGAGGGAGCUGAUAUCCACCGGCCCCUGAUGACCGUCCCCAACCGACGCCCAGCCAUGCUCCCUCCCGCCCACAGCCACGCCCCCCACAACUGAACCCAAACGUGCCCAACGAGGCGCCACGGAAAAAGGGAUUAUUACUAAAAAAAACCCCUCUUGCCUUCUUCAACUGAGGCAUUCUUCACGAACCUGCCAUCCCAGCAUCCUUUGUUGCAAAAUGCAGAUUUAUGAACGUUCUGUGUUGCUUCUUACCCAACCCAGCAGAUGAAGAGAUGUGUAGAGAUGAAUGUAUGAACUGAUGGAAUAAACGCGACUGGAGAGAUCGGAGAAACGACGACUCUGAGACUCUGAGACAGAGAGGACUUCCAGAACUGAGCGAACUGAACUUGAUGAUGAAAGAGUCAUGAAAGAUUGUCUCGUUACGUCUACAAGUCUUCGUUAGGUUUUCGAGUUUUCGAGUGUGAAAUUCCUAGAAAGUCUUCAAUUUUGAAAGUCUUCAUUCCACGAAAUCCAACUCCUGAGACAAAGACUUGUGAUUGUGUCUCGUUUGCACCUGUGAUUAAAAAGUUACACAUUACGGAAAACCGCAACGUCCUGUUUUGUUUUUUUUGUUGUUUUUUUGUUAUUUUGGUAUUUUGCUAAAUUAGAUUCCUUUUAAUGCACCUUUUCGACCAAACGACCCCCUUUUCUGGUGCAAUAAUAAUAAUGAUGAAGAAGAAGAAACAAAAACAAUCGGCAGGUUGCACAAUGCCACGGACAAUGCUAACGGCACUAUUGUUUGUCUUUUCUUUGUUUUUUUGUCUUAUGUUUUCUACGAACUGCUCGAUGUGAUAAUUUAAUGGUGCUACCUUUGGGAACGAGCUCAGAGGAAGAUCAGAGGAGAUCGAAAGCAACUUAUUAUUAUUAAACUCAUGUUGUCGUGUUGUGUUAAACUUUCCGUUUUAGGAAAACAAACAAACAACAAACGAAGGCAAACGAAAGCAAACCAAUCAACAAGACGAUGCUAGAGAGGCGAGUCAAGAGUUGCUUGAUUGGGGGAGGGGCUAAAGGUGGUGUCUGUAAAGGCCUAGGUCUAGGUCUUCUAGGUCUAGGUUGAAGAAAAAACAUGGAGGAAUACCGUUGUUUGAGGAUAUCUGGAUCAUUCCCGAGUCAUGGAUGGUUGUUGGACUUUGAGCAAGAGCAGAUUUAAGACGUCACCUACUUGUACCAUAGCAUUCCAGUCUAAAUCCUCGCCGUGUCAUUUCAUUUUAUCCACUUCUUCCUGUCUUUACUACAUAUAUACAAAAAUACUGCAGUAUAAAAAAACGGAACAAUCAUUUCGGCGGGAACAGCAAUAGCGUCUUCUUGCGUAUCUUCAGUGUACAACAGUAGUAUUCCAGUGCUUUUGCUUGAAAUGAAAUACUUGAACAUGAUAUGUAUGUAAUUCGUCUCCGGGGACAUCAUAACGUCGUUGGCCUUGUGAGUAGAGUCUGUAUGAGCAUCUUGUCUUCUUGUCUUCUUUGCAGAAUGAGCCGCCAAAAGCGUUUUUAUUUUUUAUUUUUCCUUGGUUCACCUACAAAUAAUGGCACUGUAUAAAGGCAUUAUUUAUUUUGAUAUGAGCAUAUGAACAAAACAAAAAAUUAAUAAAAAUACGGUCCCAAUGAUGGCACACGUCUGUGCUACACUAUCGUUUUAUUUGUACUGCUUGUACAUGUAUGUAGAUGCUUUGUACCAAAAAACAUCUCUUCUUUUUUUAAGUAAAGUCAAUGAAUGGAA